Ramularia collo-cygni is the source of this 798-nucleotide messenger RNA. RefSeq names its product related to acetylserotonin methytransferase-like protein (ASMTL), putative. Gene Ontology annotation, molecular function: nucleoside triphosphate diphosphatase activity. The record is from RefSeq and is a predicted model, not a curated record. Bases 1 to 798 code for a protein of 265 amino acids. Lineage: Eukaryota; Fungi; Ascomycota; Dothideomycetes; Mycosphaerellales; Mycosphaerellaceae. The transcript has 2 exons.
AUGGUCGACGAAAAGACACCGCUGGAGCCUCCUCCGGCCUAUGAUGCCGACAGUGCCAAUCAUAAUGCCACUCCAAAUGCCCCUCCCCAUGCUCAACGUCGGCCGCGCAUGCCCAUUCCUCUCGAUCUUCCCGCUCUUCAGAUGAUUCGGGGAAAGCGCGUGAUUCUCGCCUCGGCCUCCCCUCGUCGCCGACAGCUUCUCGCUCAGAUUGGCCUCAGCAACGUCGAAGUCAUUCCAUCGACCCUCCCCGAAGAUCAGUCCAAAUCACUCGCUCCAUUUGAAUAUGUCCUCCUCACCGCCGAGCAAAAAGCUCGGGACAUCUACUCGACACACAUCAACGAUGCCGUAGAGCCGGCUCUGGUCAUCGCCGCCGACACGGUCAUUUCCACGGCAAUGGGCCAGAUCCUGGAGAAACCGCGCAGCGAGGCGCAUCAUUUCGAAAUGCUCAAACAUCUCCGCGAUGGGAACAAUGGAUGGCACAAGGUCUUCACGGGAGUGGUGGUCAUGGCUCCACUGGAGAGUCUGAUGGAUCCUGGAUAUGCAAUGGAAACGCACGUCGAGGAGACGCAGGUCAAGUUUGACAACAGCAUCACCGACGAUUUGCUGUGGAGCUACGUGAGGACGCGGGRAGGGGCAGAUAAAGCGGGCGGAUAUGGAAUCCAAGGAACCGGGAGCAUUUUGGUGGAGAAGAUUGAUGGCACCUUUGACAAUGUCGUGGGUUUACCGUUGCGAGCGACCUUGCAGCUGAUUGAAAAGGUCAUUGUGGAGCCGGGCGUUCCUGAAGAGACGGAGUUGUAG